Molecule: messenger RNA, 1398 nt
Organism: Melopsittacus undulatus (budgerigar)
Lineage: Eukaryota; Metazoa; Chordata; Aves; Psittaciformes; Psittaculidae
Gene: KBTBD13
Product: kelch repeat and BTB domain containing 13
Exons: 1
Coding region: 16-1398 (460 amino acids)
Biological process (GO): regulation of the force of skeletal muscle contraction; relaxation of skeletal muscle
Molecular function (GO): protein binding
Source: RefSeq, a predicted model, not a curated record
CACGGCAGGGCGAGGAUGAGCCCGGAGGAGGAAGGCUCGGAGGCAGGGCCCCCGCAGCACGUGCGCAUCCGGGUGGAGGAGCAGUCGUUCUGCGUGGAGAAGGCUCUGCUGGUGGAGAGCAGUGAGUACUUCCGAGCCCUGUUCCGCUCGGGCAUGAGGGAGAGCACACAGGAGGAGAUAGGGCUGGGGGAGCUGAGUGCUGCUGGGUUCUUCACCAUGCUGAGGGUGCUGGCGGGGGAGAGGCCUGUGCUCGGCAGUGAGGAGACCUUCCAGGCCGUGAAGUGUGCUGCCUUCCUGCAGGUGAAGCCCUUGGCCAAGUUCUUGAUCAACUCCAUCAACUCUGACAACUGCAUCCUGCUCUUCCAAGCUGCUGCCAUAUUCGGCCUCUUGGACCUCUUCCGCUGCGCCGCGCUCUACAUCAGGGACAGCUACGCUGAGCUGGAGGAGUACCUGGACUGCCUCCCUGCAGACCUGCUGGCCUAUGUGGAGUCCCUCUUACCCAGCACCUUCGUGGCAGUGGGAGCCCAUACACCCACCUUUGAGUUCUUAGAGGACCUCUCCAGGACCCUCUGCUACCUGGACGAGGAGACCAACACGUGGAGGACCCUCUCCUGCCUGCCGCUGAGCGCCAGCACGUUCCUAGCCGGCAUGGCCACCAUGGAUAAUAAGAUCUACAUUGUGGGUGGUGUGUAUGGGGCCAGCAAGCAGGUGGUGGAGAGCAGCUUCUGCUAUGAUGCUGACACCAACACGUGGAGCGAGUUCCCCGGUCCCCAUCAGCUGCGCUAUGAUGCCAGGCUGGUGGCACACGAGGGCUUCCUCUAUGCCAUAGGGGGGGAGUACGAGAAGAUCUCCCUCAAGUCCGUGGAGAGGUAUGACCUGGCCUCCAGCACGUGGACGUUCGUCUCCGACCUGCCGCAGCCCAGCUCAGCAGCGCCCUGUGCCCAAGCCAUGGGGCAGAUCUUCGUUUGCUUGUGGAAGCCGCUGGACACCACUAUCAUCUACGAGUACCAGACCCAGCAGGAUGCAUGGCUCCCCAUCACGGAGCUCAAGCGGCAGCAGAGCUACGGGCACUGCAUGGUGGCUCACCGGGAUAACCUCUAUGUGAUGCGCAAUGGGCCCUCGGAUGACUUCCUGCGCUGCGUCAUUGACUGCUUCAACCUGACCUCGAGGCAAUGGACAGCCCUGCCCGGGCAGUUCAUGAACAACAAAGGAGCCCUGUUCACUGCUGUCAUCAAGGGUGACACCAUCUACACCGUCAACAAGAUGCUGACGCUGCUGUACUCCGUGGAAGAGGGGACCUGGAAGUUCAAGCAGGAGCGGGCAGGUUUCCCUCGCAGUGGUUCCCUGCAGACCUUCCUCCUGCGCCUGCCCAGCCGCGACCACAAGAUCGCCACAUAG